CAGGGCUCCCCUCCAAGAUGGCGGCGGCGGCUUCGGCGGCGCGGAGCGUGGCGCGUGCCCGGGGGGGCCUCCUGCUCCCGCCCCCGCCCGGGGGGCCCCGCGCGCGGGCUAACAUGGCAUCUCUGUCUAGUCUCUCCCGGGGCAGGAAGGUGGCCCUGACCACCCUGGGUGUGUUGACAGCGGGCGGAGCAGGCCUUGCCUUGGCCCUUCACACAGCAGUGAAUGCCGGGGAGUUGGAGCUGCACCCCCCCAACUAUCCGUGGAGCCACAGUGGGAUGCUGUCUGCCCUGGACCACAGCAGCAUCCGGCGUGGCUACCAGGUGUACAAGCAGGUCUGUUCUGCUUGCCACAGCAUGGACUACUUGGCCUUCCGCAAUCUCGUUGGAGUCUCUCACACGGAAGCUGAAGCCAAGGCCUUAGCUGAAGAGGUCGAGGUGCAGGACGGACCCAAUGAAAAUGGCGAGAUGUUCAUGCGUCCCGGCAAGCUUUCCGAUUACUUUCCCAAGCCUUACCCCAAUCCCGAAGCAGCACGGGCAGCUAAUAACGGGGCGCUCCCACCGGAUCUCAGCUACAUUGUCAACGCCAGGCAUGGCGCGGAGGACUACGUGUUCUCUCUUCUCACUGGCUACUGUGAUCCGCCCACCGGGGUGACAAUGCGGGAGGGGCUGUACUACAACCCCUUCUUCCCUGGGCAAGCAAUCAGCAUGGCCGCGCCCAUCUACAACGAGAUCUUGGAGUUUGAGGAUGGGACCCCGGCCACCAUGUCACAGAUAGCCAAGGACGUCUGCACCUUCCUGCGAUGGGCAGGAGAGCCAGAACACGACCACCGCAAGAGGAUGGGCCUGAAGGUGCUACUGAUUGGAGGCCUUCUGACGCCCCUCUUCUAUUACUUGAAGCGACACAAGUGGUCAGUGCUGAAGAGCAGGAAGAUCGCCUACCGCCCCCCCAAGUGA
Molecule: messenger RNA, 953 nt
Organism: Euleptes europaea (tarantolino)
Lineage: Eukaryota; Metazoa; Chordata; Lepidosauria; Squamata; Sphaerodactylidae
Product: cytochrome c1, heme protein, mitochondrial
Exons: 7
Coding region: 18-953 (311 amino acids)
Biological process (GO): mitochondrial electron transport, ubiquinol to cytochrome c
Molecular function (GO): electron transfer activity; heme binding
Source: RefSeq, a predicted model, not a curated record